AUGGCGUCCUCAACAACCCUGAUGGAUAUGAGCAUGAGCAGCAUGACUGGCAUGAGCUCCCUGACCGCCAGCAUGGACAUGUCAGACAUGGACAUGGACAUGUCCUCCAUGUCAAUGAACAUGUAUUUCUCUCUGGCAUACGAAGGCUAUCCUGUCUUGUUUAAAGGUUUUUCUGCCUCUAACGCAGGUCAAGCCUUUGGAAUCUUCUUGUUAUUCUUCGUCGCCUCAUUCGUCACGAAAGGGUUCGAGUUCGUUAAAGUGUAUCUCGAGCUGAAGGUUUGGAAUAACCCUAACUACCAGACUCCACAGGUGACAACAAUUGCCGGGGACUGUGGAUGUGACGACGAGAAUGAGAAAGUGUCUGAUGCCAGCGAGGGUUACACGCCAACCGGCAACCAAAAACAAUCAUCUAUUCUUACGGUUGUGGGAAGGGACACUAUUAGAAUUGUCCUUUGCUUUUUAAUUGAGAUGUUCGGAUACGCCAUGAUGUUGGUGGCAAUGACUUUUAGUUUGGUUUACUUUUUUGCCGUUGUGCUUGGAAUGGCUUUCGGCCGCGUCUUUUUCGAGAAAUUGAGCGAAAGAUUAAACAUUCGUCCAGGGGCCAACAAUUUUCAGGGCCAUCAUUGA
Metschnikowia bicuspidata var. bicuspidata NRRL YB-4993 is the source of this 627-nucleotide messenger RNA. It is a transcript of the gene CTR1, whose product is annotated as high-affinity Cu transporter. The record is from RefSeq and is a predicted model, not a curated record. The transcript has a single exon. NCBI's taxonomy places the organism in Eukaryota, Fungi, Ascomycota, Pichiomycetes, Serinales, Metschnikowiaceae. Gene Ontology annotation, molecular function: copper ion transmembrane transporter activity. Gene Ontology annotation, biological process: copper ion transmembrane transport; intracellular copper ion homeostasis. Gene Ontology annotation, cellular component: plasma membrane. Bases 1 to 627 code for a protein of 208 amino acids.